This is a messenger RNA of Linum trigynum, 1874 nucleotides long. Lineage: Eukaryota; Viridiplantae; Streptophyta; Magnoliopsida; Malpighiales; Linaceae. The record is from the annotation of a GenBank genome assembly.
GCGAGCUGGUGGAAUCGAUGCCGACACGGCGGGGAGUGAAGCGGGAGAAGCGAUUAAAUAGCACCCAGCUGAGCAAUUGGCCUUGAGAAUGUGGAAGAAAGGCGAGCUGGGAAAAGAGAAGCGGCUGAGGUGGGCGUGGGUUUGACGCCGGCGGUCUUCGUUUGCAAUCGACGAAGAGAUGCUCACUCUCGUCGUCCCUUGCUCGCCGCCUUCACUGUCGUCGUCGGAAUCCGGAAUCCGAAUCGCCGCCUUCACUGCCGCCUUCUAUUCGUCGUCACCCACUGCUCGCCGUCUUCACUCGUCGUCACCCACUGCGUGGAGAGGAUCGCCGUCUUCACUGCUCGCUAGCUGCGUGGAGAGGAUCGAAGGAAGGAAGAGGAUCGAAGAAAGAGGGGUUUCGGCGGUGAGAAGAAGAGUGUAAUUGGUUUCGAAGGAAGAAGAGUGUAAUUGGUUUCAGAAAACCGGUUGUACCGGUCAUCAACACACAAAUAAAAUAAUAAAUUAAUAAUUUAAAUGAAAUCUAAUGGUUGAUAUAGUUUGGACAUGAUCUAAUGGCUGUAAAUGUUUUAUAGUACCAAUACUAUAAAGCACACUAAAAUGCCUCUAUAAUAUUAUCGGUAUUUAUCAUGGAAGUUCCCACCGAACAAGUUACGAACUGUUAUAUACAUAAACAUACGACGAUAAAAAAUUCCUUGUUUUCCUUUAAAAAAAUGAAUAGCAAGAAAGUAAGCCUGCGUGUAACAAAAUCUUGUAACUAGUAGGAAAAAGUCUCGGUUGAUAACACCCAGCUAGGUGUUGAGUUCACAAUUCGAGCUUGAAAAGCCGAGUUUAGCAACUCGUCGACGAAGACAAGCCGCCAACGACAAUUUAAAACGAAACCGAAUGGAACUCUUGUGCAAUCCUACACCUGGAGGAAGGCUCACAGAGUUUAUGUCCAAGCUCGCCCACGAUCAAGGCGGUAUUGAUCGAUACAAGAGCAAGUUCGAGCUUGGUUUUCUCGGCCAAAGCUCUUCAACCAAAAACUAGCGACGAGACUUAGUUUAGGGUUCUUGAUUUAUGUAUUCAACUCCAAAACUACUUUACAAUACGCUGGUAGGCCUUAAAUAGAGAUUACAGAUAGUCUAGAAAGCAAAAGAAACCGAAACAAACAAGGUAAGCAAUACAAUCCCAAUUCUAAUACAAAACGUAAACUUAAAAUGCAAGUAACCAGCUGAUGUUGAUGUCAACUUGGAGACCCUCGUUCCCCCUCCUCCCGAGCCCGCUUGAAUCACCCAAUACCUUGUUUCUGUACUAGAAAAUGCGAACUUUCAUGUGGACUAAACAUUGAAGCUCGAUUCCCAGCCAUUCGUCGUGUCUUGAGCUUCAAAGUGGCCUUCCCGAAACUGUCCCAUGCCUUAGGCUAAACCUGGCAGUUUGACUGUGUUGUCAUAGACUUUUGUUGAGCUCGAAAGUCACUCUUCCCAGCAUUGCCUCGAGCUCCCAGACACUCCAAGCUGCAAAGGGAGUUGCCACCUACAAAACAAACCCUUAAAAUCCCAUUUUCAUCCACCCAAUCGAGAGAACAAUACCUGCAAAGAGAGCUACCCAAAACAGCUUCUACACUUAACCAAAAAUUCAGGUUUUUCCAGUAAGUUGAAUUGGGUUCUUGACCAGUUGACCCAACAAUUUCCACUUGUACUUUGAUCCAUUUGGGAUCGUAUCAUCGGUAACGCGAUCAGAUGAUAUAGUAUUACCUUGAAAGUGCUUACUGAAACUAUUAAUAUUAAUUAAAAGACCAAUAAUUACGGACUGUAAAAUACUCAUAUGGUUACAGUAAAAAUUUCUUGUAAAACAUCCUUAAAGCGAAUGGAGAGCAAUAAAGUAAGUCUACGUAU